Bacillus rossius redtenbacheri is the source of this 1641-nucleotide messenger RNA. RefSeq names its product protein dj-1beta (gene dj-1beta). NCBI's taxonomy places the organism in Eukaryota, Metazoa, Arthropoda, Insecta, Phasmatodea, Bacillidae. The coding region runs from base 632 to 1285 and encodes 217 amino acids. The record is from RefSeq and is a predicted model, not a curated record. Gene Ontology annotation, biological process: response to oxidative stress; glyoxal metabolic process; glycolate biosynthetic process. Gene Ontology annotation, cellular component: mitochondrion; nucleus; cytoplasm. The transcript has a single exon.
AAGAUCGAACAGCUGUGAAUUUGUUGAAAAAAUAAUUUAGGCUUUUGCUGUAAAUCUAUUGUAAUAGUCUUAGAAAGUGUGUUACAAUUGGAUGGAGACAAUUUAACAGUAAAGUUAAUAUUUUUUUUCAAGUUUUUACGAGUAGACUUUUUAGCCAUUACAAGAUAUAAGGUGAAACAGUGAUAGCAUUCAAACUCUAGAUAAAUAUGAAUUAUUAAUACUACUGUAAAUAUGUUGGAUUAAAUCGAUUACAAUGUAAACAAAAUAUGCCGUGCUUAUAUCCAUACUUUACGUUUUACAUUUAAAAUAGAUCAGCUCUACCCAAAAAUUAUUUAAUUUUAUUUAUAUCAUCUUAUCUUGUUCGUCAAAACAGAAAACUUUGACCGAAAUGAUGCUACAAUUGAUGACAAAUCACCAAAAUAUGUUUUUAAUCAAGUGAAACCUGAUUUUGUUGGAGAGAGGUUGGUUGCAAUUUGAACUAAAUUUAUAAUUUCCAUCUUAAAUAAAGAAUUGAUGAUUGUGAUUUGUACAGGGGGAAAAAACGCAUCUACAUUGUGGUGUGACUCCCGCCGUAUACUACCUUUUUAUACUCCUUGAUCUAUGGCUUUUUUAUUUCCUCAAUUAAUCACUGAUGCGUAUCUUUUCCUUGUGCAAAGUAGCGCGUUUUCUUGAAAGGAGUAAUAGAUUUAAUAUAAAUUGUGCCAAGUACUGUUUCGCAAGUAGCACAAUGUCAAAAUCAGCGUUGGUUUUGCUGGCUGAAGGUGCUGAAGAGAUGGAAUUCGUCGUGUCUGUGGAUAUUUUACGCCGAGCCGGUAUCACUACAACUGUUGCAGGCUUAAAUAAUACCAACCCGGUUAUCUGCAGCCGCAAUGUAGGAAUUGUACCCGACAUGGGUUUUAAUGAUGCUGUGAAGAAAGGUCCGUAUGAUGUGGUCGUUUUGCCAGGAGGAUUGCAAGGAGCAAAAAAUUUGUCUGCAAGCAAAGAAGUAAAAGAUUUGCUUAAAGAUCAAGAAAAUUCAGGUCGUCUUAUUGCUGCAAUAUGUGCAGCGCCUACUGUGUUGAAGACGCAUGGCAUUGCCAAGGGCAAACAAAUCACUUCCUACCCCAGCUUCGAAGACGACUUAGUUGCUGGAGGCUACAAAUAUAGCGAGGAUGACGUAGUUGUUGACGGAAAACUGAUAACAAGUCGCGGACCUGGAACGGCUUUUAAGUUUGCACUUAGAGUUGCAGAACAGCUGGUUGGCGAAGAAGUUGUGGAACGAGUUGCCAAAGGACUGCUGUUGUAGUUGCAAUGGCGUGAUUAUAUUGUAUUUGCAAUUUUGCUAGUAAUAAGUUUAGUUGCAGCAUCUGAAAACAUAUUCAAGGCCCUCCCUGGCACAGUGAUUUGGCAUCUGAUGGCUCAGUUGACUGUCAUGUGAUGCUGUAGGUCAGAGCCAUGCUGAUGGAACUGGUUGAUUGUAAUUAGGUCGACAUACUGGUCAGUUACUGAUCAGUACUGUGUGUGAUGUUUUGAAUUAUGAAAACCAAUCAAAUGUAUCACGUGUGUCAGUGCAGUAACAAGCAGGAAGUUGUGUUGUUUCCAAAUAAACAUAAAAAAUGAGAUUUCAGCAAAUUAUACAAAUAAAUAAUUAAUAAUCACUUA